CAGAGAUUGCUGCUCCGUUUAGUUAUUCGCACUUUUGGGGCGUUUCACGAUAUUUUCGGAUAGUGACGUUUACGUUUAUAAAAAGUUAAACGAAUGCCUCAUAUUGUUGUCUAAAUUAACAUUGUUAUAUUCACGUAAUGAAGAGAUAUAUUCAUUUAUGGUGACGAUAUAUGCUUAAGAAGUUUCUCUCUGCUUGGAGAAUGGCAGGUGGUUGUUGUAGGUCAGAUCUUUUUUACAAGAAAACAGAAAGGACAGAAGGAUUUUACGUGUCGAGUUUGUUAGUCUGAGACUCUAAAUCCAUCUGUUAAUAUUGUGCUAUUCAAUGAUGGACAAUUUCUCAGACUCCUCCAGGUACGAGCUGGACUCGAUCACUUCUACAGAUUCUUUACAAUUGAUUACGGAUGAGUUUCGCUUGCGGCACGUGUCCACACCUGAUACCUCCAGUGUAGAACUCUCAAAACGUGUAGCCUCUCUGGAGCUGGAUAAUGAAAGGCUACGAGUUGAUCUGGAAAACGUUCGAAUAGAACUCAAUGCAAAGAUAGCAGCAAAUCAGGGCCUCAAAGAUAAGAUCACCGAACUUUAUAUAGAGGCUCAGGCUGCACUACAAGAACGUCAGAAGCUGCAGAAUGCUAUAAAGGAUGCCAAUAGUCGCUGUACAAUUGCUGAGAAUUCCACAAAAUGGUAUCAGGGACAACUGCACGAGCUGCAAGCUAUGAGAAAGUCUUUGCAAUCUGAAAUAGAUACUUAUCAAGGAAUUGCUAGGUAUAGACAGCAAACAGUAUUGAAUUUAACGGCACAAUGCAAUCAAUUGAAUGUAGAUUAUUCUGAACUUGUACAAAAGUUUAAAAAUCAAAAGCAUGAAUUUGAAGAGAAACUCUAUGUAUUACAAGGUAAAAGUAAACCAAGUAGCGUGCCUACAGGAAUGAUACCAAUGAUGCAAGCUUCACCUGAUUUGUCUACCAAAUUGGAAGCCACAGAAGAAGAGCUGCGUGAUACUAAAGCAAAACUGAAGGCAACGGAGCAACAAUUAUUAAGUUGUCAAGUGGAAAAGACUUCAGUAGAAAAUGCUUUAAGCAAGCAUCGUAUGUUCAUAUCUUCAAUGGAGGAGAGUAUACAAAAGUAUGAAGCAGAUAAAAAUGAAAUCACCCUACACUUGAGUGAAUCUCGAUUCGAAAUGCAGAAACUGAGAGCAGAGAAAGAUAUUUUGCAAGCAACCUUGUUAACGUCUAAGCAAGAACAGGGACAAGUGGAGCAGGCGAUAAUACAGUUGCGGUCACAGCUGAAUAAAAUGCUUGCUCAGCAUAAACUAUUGAAGACCCGAAAUUCAGAACUCGAGUUAGAGCUCACUGCCAUGCAGGAGAUUAAAAACGAAAAUAAACGUUUGAAAAGUUUGUCGUUCGCAGCCAAUAGUUCUCUUUUUAAAAAGCUACGGGAAGCCAAGCACAAGGCGAAGUCUCUUGAAAAUCAACUUCGUCGAGAACGAAUGAAGCAUCAACUCCACGACGCGAAAACGGAAACAGAUGCCUCGAUACGAGAGUGUCUUAAACGUGCAUUGGAAAGAAACAAGGAUCUUAAGGAUCAAUUAAAGUCAAUGUCUGUAAGCAAGAUAUUGGAAGGAAGUAUCGAUGAGGGCUAUGGCGAUAGUGGAGCUUCCAGUAGAAUAUCGGCUGAUCUACCAUCACCACCACCACUUGAUCCAGUAUUAUUAGAGUCGAUCGCAGAAGUCCUGUCAAAGAGUAGAAACUUCCUCGAUCCUGUGCAAAUUGGUCUUAACGAAUUACGCUUGAAGCUUGAAAACUUCAAGGAAGAACAGUAUUUACAAGCAAUUAGAUCUGCUCAACCAGCUUCCCAUUACGACACAAGACAAAUGACUCCCACGUCUUCACAAAAUAUAGCCGGCUCGGUGGCCUGAAGUGUUCAUAGUAAUAUAUGUAAAGUCUAAAAAGAACUUUAUUGCAAUUAUUUCUACGUGCUCGUAGAAUAUACUUUCAUGGUAUUAUGAAUAAUUAAAAAAAUUCAACAGCUAUAAUUAGGCAA
This is a messenger RNA of Cephus cinctus (wheat stem sawfly), 2037 nucleotides long. Its product is annotated as coiled-coil domain-containing protein 157-like. The transcript is spliced from 3 exons. Lineage: Eukaryota; Metazoa; Arthropoda; Insecta; Hymenoptera; Cephidae. The record is from RefSeq and is a predicted model, not a curated record. Bases 323 to 1912 code for a protein of 529 amino acids.